AUGCAGGAGGAUAACCCAGAGUUGCGCAAACUCACAGAGAAAGCACGCGGGCGUCAGCAGUUUGUUUAUGAUGGCCGGACUGUCUACGAGUGGGAGCAGAAUAUAGAUGAGACUCACAUCUACAUACAGCCCCCACCUGGCGUGACGAAGCAUCAUUUGGAUAUCAAGAUCGAGCCAAGACAUCUUCGUGUUGGCAUCAAGGGCAAUCCUCCCUUUCUCAACGAGGAUCCCUUCAGUUUGGUUGAGACUGACAGCUCCUUCUGGAUGAUCGAGGAUGGGGAGCUGCACAUCCAGCUGCAGAAGGCCCACAAGGGUGAGACCUGGGCAGCAGCGCUGAAAGGCCAUGGCCAGCUGGACAUGUUCUCUGAGCAGGAGAUCAACAAAAAGCUCAUGCUGGAGCGAUUCCAGGAGGAGCAUCCCGGCUUUGACUUUUCUGGGGCUUCGUUCAGUGGCCAAGCCCCAAGUGCCAGAACCUUCAUGGGCGGGAUCCACGCGGAUCCGCAGUCUCUGAAGUAG
Messenger RNA from Symbiodinium pilosum, 516 nucleotides. The record is from the annotation of a GenBank genome assembly. Lineage: Eukaryota; Dinophyceae; Suessiales; Symbiodiniaceae.